GUCUGUUCCAUGUCAAAUUCUGGAAAAACAUAAACCUCUAACCUUGAGAAACAUAAGUUUUGGGUGGUAAAUUUUGUUAUGAAUACCCCAACUUCGUCGGAUGAGAAACUUCCUGAUGGCUGGGUUUUAUGUGCAUCAAAAUCAACCCCAGGCAGAAAUUAUUACUUUAACAGAAAAACUGGUAAAUCUUCAUGGACUCCACCACAGGAGUCUAAUGAAAUGGAAGAAAAGUCGAAUACUAAGGAAAAGCAUAAAAUGAUGAUGGAUGGCAUAAAUAAACAACUUAAAAGUUUGAAACGAAAAAGUGAUUCUCAAGAAAAUUGUUCACUUCAGAAAAAACAAAAGCAAUCUGACUUUGAUAUUCAAAAAAGACAUUCACUUUCCGAUGAACGAGAACUUCACAAGCUACACACACCAACAAAUACAGAAACUACUUCUAGAUGCUCUGUGCCGGAUACGUCAAAAAAAUUAAAAAAAAACUUGGCCAAUGCAAGACUCUCACAACUUAGAGCACAACUCAAUGAUGAAGCUGAAGCUGAAGAGACAAGUAAUACUAACAAUCACAAUCAGCAAUUUGUUAACAGUAAACCUCCGCAGCCAAAUCAAAAACCUGGAGAGGAAGUUAAAACUAAGCAGCAUUUAAACACAUCUCCAAACAAAUAUCAAAGGCGGAAUCCAAGUGUAUCACCAUCCAAGAUAGAUGAGAGUCCUCCAAGUGAUUCAAAAUCAAAUCAUUCUCAAUUUAGUGAGACCUUACACUCAAUCCCAUCUCCAUCACAGUUCUUUGCAGCUAAUAAAAUAAUUUCAUCUAUGAAAGCACAGUUACCUGAAGAAUUUUGUAACAAACAGACAUCAAAGGAUACAUUUGCUGACAUAGAAAAGGAAAUAUGUAGUCAGACGACUGAUUAUCCCUUUUCAAAGCAUCCAGCGACACCCCCUCAGUUUUCAGAAGCUAGUAAACUUGUUUCUGCAAUAAAAUCCAAAUUAGCAUACAGGGUAUCAACACCUAAAGAUGUUAAAACAUUUUCAUCACCGAAAGAGAGAAUGGAAGAGCUGAGAACAAGAUUAAGUAAAGAUGUGGAUUCUGAUAGUUCUAUUCAUUAUAACUGCAGGAAAACUAAUUUAAGUAAAGAUUUCAAUAAUGAGAGUUGUGCAAUUGAAGCCAUGGAUGUUGAGGACUAUAGACCGGUAAAACUAAGUGCACCUCUAACAAACAUUCAAAACCAGAAGGGUGUUGUUCUUGUUUUUGAUACAAAUAUAUUUAUACAUGACUUAGAUCUUAUAAGAACCGUGCUUGAUUCACAUUUGAAAGGUUACAGUGAACAGCCAACUUUGUUGGUCCCGUGGCGCGUCAUAAAUGAGCUGGACCGCCUCAAAGACAACAACAGCGGGAAGGGAGCUGUUUGUAAAAGGGCCAGAGCUGCCAUGGAUUACCUGUACAAAUCGCUGCCUGAAAAUAAUCGAAUAAAAGGUCAGUCUCUUCGCGACGCAAACUCUCACAUAUAUCCCUGUGAGACACCUGAUGAUGAGAUCCUCAACUGUUCCUUACAACAAGUUGAACGGGGAAUGAAUGUGUUGCUGGUGUCGAGCGACAAGAACCUGUGCAGCAAGGCGGCCAUUAACGGCGUGCACCACAUCGGCGUGGCGGAGCUGCGGUCGUCGCUGCGGAGCAAGCCGCAGCCGGCCUCGGCGCAGCUCCUGGCGCGCCUCCAGCGGUACCGGGACGCGCUCUACCCACUGCUGGCCAACAUCCUCGAGAACGAAAUGCGUGCAAAAUACAACCACCUGUGGAGAAACGUGAUUUUCAAGGAGCCUCCGUGGUCGCUCGAGGAUGUGCUACAGUGUCUACUGAAGCACUGGAUUGCGGUCUUCAGCGAGGUGUUCCCGAGGAUCGAGCAGCUCAUUAAUGAUCUCAAACACACACUGGUAUCUAUACAGAGUAAAGAUCCAAAAACAGUUACCCAUUCUGAAGUGAUGUCAUUUAAGGAGCUCUGUUUAGACGUUGCACAGAAGUGUAGAAUCAUUCCCGAAUAUAUGGAAAUGGCUAAACAAUGUGUGGGACGGAUAUCUUCUGAGAGUGAGACGGCAAGUCCCGAUAGAAGCAAUAGUGCCAGCGGGGCUGAUUUAAAAAACACAGGUGAUAACAAAAGAAUAGAAACAACUGCAAAAGAUAAUGGCAGCAAGCGAGCUAAACUUGCAAAGAGAUUAGAUGAACAUGCAAGUUCACAUAAAAAUGAAGAAACGCACAGUGAUAUGCAAAUAGUUGUGGAGGCGUUCGAGUUUAUAUGGACUGUAUACUCCAGUUACUGUGCAAAAAUUGCAAGUGCAAUGGGAGUUGAACACAGUAUAGAGGACUCACUGCAUAGCAACGAUGAGUUGGACGCACUGACGGACAGAUUGACGACAUUCUCGUCCAACAUUGAUGCGGUGGCGAACGCAAUUAACAAAGUUUUAUCGUCGAAAGACUGCCAAAGCUUGGACGAGUCUGUGACCGAUCUGGAAGCAAGAUUCAGAGAAGCUCUGACGUAUAUCGGCGUGGAGACGGGCAUUCACAAGCAACCUUUGAGGGUGUUCUGCGAACAUCAAAGACACAUGUUGCAAGAAGCGUACGGCAAGUUCGUUCAACUAAGUGACCUGUUAGUAGUGUGUAAGAAUAGAGUUUCGAAUUAAAUAUAAUUAAUGAAUGUACAGUCGCCGCCAAAAGUAAAACUGUGAUCAAUUAUCGGAUUUAAUACUAUUUUUAAUUUUUGUAAUGAAACAUGAUUGCAUGUUGAAAGAAGUUCUUGAUGAAGUAAUAAAAAUGCGAUUCGCAGGAAGGGUUCCGUACCAAUGUACUAUUAAAAUAUUAAAAGAAACUUGUUAAACCUAUGCGGAAUCAAUAUUUUUUCAAUGCAGUUGUAAAAAUGGCCUACUUUUAGAGUAUACAUUUAACAGAUAUAUUAUUUUACUAUAUUUUACUUAUAAGUUUCCUACCUGACCCGACAGACGCUGUUCUGGCAAUAGAAAAAGAAAAAAAAUUAUGUAAUUAAAGUAUUCGGGAAUAAUGUAGUCUAAAGUUGUGGAAAUGUGAUGUAAAGUUGUGGAUAAUUAAAAGUAGUGGAAAUGUGUACCCAGUCAAAGUAAAUUAAUAAUGAAAUAAAAAUGUAUUUCUGAAUGAUUUUAUAACAUAUAGCACCAAAAAAAAAAUGA
Messenger RNA from Leptidea sinapis, 3189 nucleotides. It is a transcript of the gene Swt1, whose product is annotated as transcriptional protein SWT1. The transcript is spliced from 12 exons. Bases 79 to 2670 code for a protein of 863 amino acids. The record is from RefSeq and is a predicted model, not a curated record. Gene Ontology annotation, molecular function: protein binding. Gene Ontology annotation, cellular component: nucleus. Lineage: Eukaryota; Metazoa; Arthropoda; Insecta; Lepidoptera; Pieridae.